Messenger RNA from Phlebotomus argentipes, 1629 nucleotides. RefSeq names its product vacuolar protein sorting-associated protein 4 (gene Vps4). The transcript has 7 exons. Gene Ontology annotation, molecular function: ATP binding; ATP hydrolysis activity. The coding region runs from base 232 to 1551 and encodes 439 amino acids. NCBI's taxonomy places the organism in Eukaryota, Metazoa, Arthropoda, Insecta, Diptera, Psychodidae. Gene Ontology annotation, biological process: endosomal transport; vacuole organization. The record is from RefSeq and is a predicted model, not a curated record.
GCGCUGAUGAUGGCUUGACAGUUCGUCUCUUCGCAAAAAAGUUUACAUUUCCCGUGCAGAGGGAAGAUUUUCUCUGGUAUUUAGCGCAUUUGGAGGGAUUUUCCGAUUAAAAUACAAUUGCUAAUUGGUAGAGGACUGUCCAGAGAUUGUGAAUGCAUAGGUGUAUGGUGUGUUUAGUGUGAGGAAAGAGGGUAAUUUGUGCAUUAUCUGAUCGUCACAAAAGGAGAACCAAUGGCAGCCGGAACGACUCUGCAGAAGGCUAUUGAUCUGGUGACCAAAGCCACGGAGGAGGACAAGAAGAAGAACUACGAGGAGGCCUUGAGACUCUAUGAGCACGGUGUUGAGUACUUCCUGCACGCGAUAAAAUAUGAAGCCCAGGGAGACAAGGCGAAGGAGUCAAUUCGUGCAAAGUGCAUUCAGUAUUUGGAUCGAGCUGAGAAGCUGAAGGCGUACUUGAAGAAGGACAGCAAGAAGAAGCCAGUCAAGGAUGGUGAGAGCUCCAAGGAUGAUAAGAAGAGUGGCGACAGCGAUUCGGACUCCGAUGAUCCGGAAAAGAAGAAACUUCAGGCGAAACUGGAAGGCGCCAUCGUGAUUGAGAAGCCGCACGUGAAGUGGUCAGAUGUGGCUGGAUUGGAUGGCGCUAAGGAGGCACUGAAGGAAGCCGUGAUUCUCCCGAUCAAAUUUCCACAUCUCUUCACCGGAAAGAGAAUUCCAUGGAAGGGAAUUCUGCUCUUUGGCCCGCCCGGGACGGGAAAGUCGUACUUGGCGAAGGCAGUGGCCACGGAGGCGAACAACUCGACAUUCUUCUCCGUGUCGAGUUCGGAUCUGGUGUCAAAGUGGCUGGGUGAGUCUGAGAAGCUGGUGAAGAAUCUGUUUGAGUUGGCGCGCCAGCACAAGCCCAGCAUCAUCUUCAUCGACGAGGUGGACUCGCUGUGCUCCUCGCGGUCGGACAACGAGAGUGAGAGUGCGCGACGCAUCAAGACGGAGUUUCUGGUGCAGAUGCAGGGCGUGGGCAAUGACAAUGAUGGCAUCCUCGUGCUGGGCGCCACGAAUAUUCCGUGGGUGCUGGAUUCCGCCAUUCGGCGGCGCUUCGAGAAGAGAAUCUUCAUUCCGCUGCCCGAGGAAGUGGCGCGUCUGGUCAUGUUCAAGAUCCAUCUGGGCAACACAUCUCACACGCUCACGGAGAGCAACCUCAAGGAGUUGGCGAAGAAGACGGAAGGAUACUCCGGAGCGGAUAUUUCCAUCAUUGUGCGAGACGCCUUAAUGCAGCCCGUGCGGAAAGUCCAGACGGCCACGCACUUCAAGCACAUCAGUGGACCUUCGCCGACGGACAAGAAGACCAUUGUGGACGAUCUGCUGACGCCCUGCUCGCCGGGCGACGCGGGCGCCAAGGAGAUGACUUGGGUCGACGUUCCGGGCGAUAAACUCUACGAACCUCCAGUCACGAUGGGUGACAUGCUGAAGUCCUUAUCGAUGACAAAACCAACAGUAAAUGAGGAGGAUAUGAAGAAACUCGAUAAGUUCACCGAUGAUUUCGGUCAGGAGGGGUAAAAAGAGAUAAAAAAAAAUUUAUGAGAACUCAAGAUGAUAAUAAUUGGAGCAUUUUUUCCACUAAAAAAAAAAGAAAUU